Messenger RNA from Pollicipes pollicipes, 414 nucleotides. RefSeq names its product ovostatin. The record is from RefSeq and is a predicted model, not a curated record. Gene Ontology annotation, molecular function: endopeptidase inhibitor activity. NCBI's taxonomy places the organism in Eukaryota, Metazoa, Arthropoda, Thecostraca, Pollicipedomorpha, Pollicipedidae.
UGGGUACAGGGCACAUGUUGGGUUAGUCGCCAGUCGCGCGACUCCCCUUGGGCCGGUAUGACGGUAUGGGUGUUACUCCUGCUGACAUGCGUGGCGGCGGCGGGCGCACUGAAGGCGCCUGAAAGUGGCUUCCUCUUCACAUCGCCCAAGUUGCUGCAAGCGGGCACCAGCGAACGCUUCUGCGUCACGCUCUUCAACCUGCCCGGGCCGGGGCGGAACGUGACCCUCAGUCUCUCGAGCAAGGCCGGGACACGCCCCUGGUCCACAACAGUGGAGCUGAUACCAGACACGGUGGACGCUGAUGGCGAUCACUGUUUUGACCUGGACGUGCCGCGCUCGGUGCCCCCUUUCCGGGGUUACCUGGAUCUCCGCAUUGCCAACGCUGCCGGACUCCGCCUCUCAGACGGCUCCAAG